CCCUGUUGGGUGAGAUAUCCUGGCAGUUGCCACAGCCUGGCCUGAACGCUAUCGGGCGGAGCGGCCUGCCUGGUAUGUUCACUCUUUCAUCUGUCCUGAAGAGAUAGAUGACAAUCCCCUCCCUUGCGCUCCCCCCUCCUGUUCGGACUGCAGCUCUAUGGGGCGUGUGGCACAGGAGAAGAGGCGGAGCGUCACGCUUAGCCUGGUAAUGCCUGGCAGACACCCCAGCUGCACUCCACACGGUCAUACCAGACAGCAGCAGGAGCAAGAGGAAGAGACCGGGGCACCCCAGAGGUCCUUCAGCAGUGCAGCAGGAAGUGGUGUCUGGCAAUGGAUCUGACCUUGGGAAUGGAGGCUCAGGCUCUUCUAGAAGACAUGCUGGAGAUCACUUCCCAGAAUCUGGUACACAUGGAAGUGACUGAGCACUACCAGGUCGUCAAGGAGCUCGGCAAGGGGAAAUAUGGGCAGGUGGUGCUUGUGACGCACAGGAAAAGGGGGACCCCCAUGGCUCUCAAGCUUCUGCCUAAGGCCAGCACCAAGCUGCAGAACUUCUUGUACGAAUAUUGCGUGGCCCUCUCGCUCUCUGCCCACCCCGCCAUCAUUGGCAUGUUUGGCAUUGCCAUAGAGUCCAGCCAGCACUAUGGCUUUCUGUAUGAGGCAGCCCUGCAUAGAGAUCUCAUCUCCAUUAUCAAGCCAAAGGCUGGUAUCCCGGAGCCGGCAGCCAAACUCUGUGCCAAACAGCUGGUAAGCGCACUGGAAUUCAUCCAUAGCCGAGGCCUUGUGUACCGAGACGUCAAGCCUGAGAACAUCCUGCUUUUCGACCGCCAUUGCCACUGCAUCAAACUGACAGAUUUUGGCCUGACACGACCCCAGGGCACCCUGCUGCGUCUCGUGGCUGGGGUAAUCCCCUACACUGCACCCGAGCUGAGCCGUGGCACUGGUGACACCCCAGGCCUGCCCAUUGAUGCCAGCCUGGAUGCUUGGGCGUUGGGAGUGCUGAUCUUCUGCUUACUCACUGGUUACUUUCCUUGGGAGAAGACACUUCCUGAAGAUUCCUUCUUUGAGGACUUUGUGAUAUGGCAAGAAUCUGGUCUGGAUGAAGACCUGCCCUUUCACUGGCGCCCACUCUCAAGUGAUGCCAUCUCUAUGCUGCAGAAACUCCUGGCCUUGGAACCAACCAAACGCGGGCCCCUUCGCUGUGUACUCAGCUACCUUGACCGACCGUGGCGAGCAGAGGUGGUGGUGGCCAAAGGUCACUAGCAACAACAUAAUUGUACCGAAAUGAAUUUCAUAGGUGCGGAAAAAAAGUUAAGUCAUUUUUCCUAUCUUGUAUUUUCUUGUGAACAAUCCAAAUUUAUAUUUCAGUUACAGUGGACAGGAAGCACAGGUUGCCUGCUUAAAAACUCAGUGCACCUGUAUUUCGUAUCCUGACCAUGUAAUUUUGCAAAGGACAGAAAUGAUCACAAACUGUCCUUUUAUUCAAAGUUGUUUUUUUUUUAAAAAAAAUUAAAGUCUUAGCAUCAUCUUUUUAAAAAAACUUUAACCAUUUUUAUAUACCCCAGGCUUCUGAUCAGAAAUGUUGUAUUCAGAUAUUUAAAAUACGCCUGUUUUUGAAAUUCUACAGAAUGUUGUUUCCGUUCCAUGAGGCAGGACCACAGUCUGCAAGGCCUGCUCUAGUUGUCCCCUUUCUUUUUACCAGUUAUAAAGCACACAUUGCAAGAUCACAGUGGUGGCAUGGAUGUCUGGACAUAUGCCCAGGUGAUCAUAUUUUGGCCAACAAGAUUCCACAAAGUGC
Messenger RNA from Gekko japonicus, 1795 nucleotides. Its product is annotated as serine/threonine-protein kinase SBK2-like. Gene Ontology annotation, molecular function: ATP binding; protein serine/threonine kinase activity. The coding region runs from base 331 to 1260 and encodes 309 amino acids. Gene Ontology annotation, biological process: peptidyl-serine phosphorylation; peptidyl-threonine phosphorylation. NCBI's taxonomy places the organism in Eukaryota, Metazoa, Chordata, Lepidosauria, Squamata, Gekkonidae. The record is from RefSeq and is a predicted model, not a curated record. The transcript is spliced from 4 exons.